GCCGAACAGCUGCCCGAUCUCGAGAGCUCGCCGUGCGUCACAAAGGACCCCAGGGGGACUGGAUGACACGAGGCUGACGCCUGAGUGACAUAAGCCGGUAAGGUUGCUGGAGACGAGAAGUAGCGUGCACUAGUGCGGCGCUAACGCGACGCUGGCGUGACGCAAGCAUUACGCAGCGUAACCGCCGCGUCUCCACAUGCGCAGGCAAGCGGGGUGGGAGAUGGGGGCGAUGGGGGAGCGGAGGCAUUAGACGAAACUUAGAUGGUCACGCCGAGCAUAUAUUGACUCUGACGCGCCCGCACCGCACCGCCUCCGCUCUACCCCACCUCCACUCCACCCCACCUGCAGCCCGAGCGUCGAGCGCGACGCGUCGCGACGCGUCGCGCUAGAGGCGGCCGUGGCGGCCGGGCUCCUCCUCUCCUCUCUCUCCACACCCACUGCUCAUGGCGUCCACCGAUUCCUCCACGAAACCCACAUCCUCGUCGCAGGCGCCGCCGGCUGCUGCUGGCGCUGGCGGCGCCUGCCCCGUCGCCGACACCGCCGGCCAGGCAGGCCUCCUCGCUCGCUGGUGGCCCUUCCGGUCCUCGCGCCCCCGCCCCCACCAGAGCAGCAUUCCCAAGCCAGACGGCUCGUUCUGGGAGUACCCGUCGCCCGAGCAGAUGCAGCGCGCCCUCGAGCGCAAAGGCUACGAGCAGAGCCCGCAUGACGUCCCCAUGAUGGUGCAGGUGCACAAUUUCCUCAACGAGGGCGUCUGGCACGAAAUUGUUGCCUGGGAAAAGCUCGCACGCCCGCACGGCCACCCAACGCUGCAGCGCUUCGAAGGCCGGGCUGCCCAUCCCUCCCCUCGCGCGCGCUGGUACGCGCUGCUGGGCCGGCUGGCCCCCACUCGGUACGGGGGCCCGCCGUUCGACCGCCACGACUGGUAUGUCCAGCGCGACGACCAUUCCGUCGCGCGCUACGUCAUCGACUACUACGAGGCGCCCGACUCGCCCGACGGCGCUCCCGUGUUUUCGCUCGACGUCCGGCCCGCCAUGGACUCCUGGGAGCUGAUCAAGCUGCGCGCAAAAAAAGCGCUCGUCGGCUUUCGCACUGCCGGCAGCGACUCUCCAAACCAGUGAGCCAGUGAGCACGUGCGCGGUUUCUCGCCUUUCCAACUGCCGGCCAUCAUAUCGCUAUCAAUGACAUCAUGAUUAUCCUCGCCCA
Schizosaccharomyces japonicus yFS275 is the source of this 1203-nucleotide messenger RNA. RefSeq names its product cytochrome c heme lyase. The record is from RefSeq and is a predicted model, not a curated record. NCBI's taxonomy places the organism in Eukaryota, Fungi, Ascomycota, Schizosaccharomycetes, Schizosaccharomycetales, Schizosaccharomycetaceae. Gene Ontology annotation, cellular component: mitochondrion; mitochondrial inner membrane. The transcript has a single exon. Gene Ontology annotation, molecular function: holocytochrome-c synthase activity. Bases 444 to 1118 code for a protein of 224 amino acids.